Molecule: messenger RNA, 5930 nt
Organism: Triplophysa dalaica
Lineage: Eukaryota; Metazoa; Chordata; Actinopteri; Cypriniformes; Nemacheilidae
Gene: l3mbtl3
Product: L3MBTL histone methyl-lysine binding protein 3
Exons: 21
Coding region: 2387-4333 (648 amino acids)
Biological process (GO): regulation of DNA-templated transcription
Cellular component (GO): nucleus
Molecular function (GO): zinc ion binding; protein binding
Source: RefSeq, a predicted model, not a curated record
AACAAUCGCAGCGCAGAAUAAACUGUUCGUGUCGCGUUUUACGCUUUAUAAUACGCCGCUACGCGACGCGUUAGACUUUCGCGAGGGGUUUAAUAAUAACGAAAGUUAGCUAUAAAGUAGAAAACGCCUGGACGUGUCAUCAAUAACAGCAGGAAGAGAGAGAGAGGGGCAAAGAGAGUAUAUGAAAAUAAAGAAUAACGCGCAUUAAUGACACGGCAAAUGCACGCGGGCGAUAAAACGGCUCAAAGUGCACGCGUGCGUCUGACGCCAGCAAUAAAGCACGUUUAUAUUUCCACGAGCGUUUGUGUAAUAAUGCAGAAGGUUUAGUGCAUUCGCUUCUGUAUGUAGGAAACGACAGGAACUGGCCGUGCGAAACAAAACCUCUCUCGAUCUGAUCUCAGUCCUGCGAUCUGAUCCAUCAUUCACUUUACUCAGUCUGAUUUAUCACUUAUUAUGACGAGCUUUAUCAGGCCUGUGUCUUUGAAUUAAUAGAGAAUAUUAUUCCUGCUCCGCCAUCUUGAGAAACUGCCUUUAAAACACAUUAAAGAAAAGUCUGAUGUGUGAUAUUAGAUCAGACUUUAAUGCUUCACACUGCGUUCUCUGACAUCUGUGAGCACAUUUCAGCGUCGCAGAUAUUUCAUGAACAAUAGCAGCGCGGUAAUGUCGACCUGAUUCAUUUCACCUCAUUCAUUGGAAACUCUUUUAAAUUUCUAACAUCAGCAGAAAUUCAUCGAAAACAUGAAAUAAGAGGCGAAAAUAUAUUUAGAUAUAAACCCCGACGCGUCUAUUAUACAUGGUGUGAAUUCAAGGUUGUUUAUUUGAUCAUCAUCGUCGCCUAUAAAUAUAAAUCGGUCAAAUAAAACUGAUGUUUAAAAACAUAAAUACGCGUUGACAUAUAACAGUUAAAAUACUAAAGUAAUCCUCACUCGCGAGCUCAUUUUAUGUCAUCGUUGUCAAUGAAAUAGAAAAUAAUAUAAGAUAAACACAAAUAGCAACAGCGGCUAAAAUCAACACGGGGGCAGACGCAAGACUAAUAUUAACUCUGAAUUCGGUGUUUAAUGCAGGGUUAUGUUAACAUGAAACCAAACGUGCGAUCCGUUUUUAAAUGACAUAAUAAAUGAGAAUAUUGUGAUGAUUUCAUUGUUGUAUAGAAGCUGAAAGUUUGCAGCGCAGUGAAUGAGAUUGAGUGACGUCAGCGCCCUCUGCUGACAGCACUGGUGAACGACACACAGUCUGCAGGCCUCGUGCUUCUGCACGUCUUGCGUGUAAUUUUGCGUUAUAGACAUCGAGGUGUUGGAUUAAUACAAAUAAAUAAGAGUGGAUAAAUCGCACAAAACCAACAACAGGUCGGGUUGAUAUUAUAUACUUUUCGAUUAAUCAUCUUAAAACCAAAUUACAUUUAGUAUACAUUUUUGCCCUUCAUAUUUAUCAUGUCAGAUAAUUAGAUUUCUUUUGAUUUUGGGUUGAUAACAUAUUCUAGAUAUUAGAUUUUGUAACUAGUAUACAUACAAAAACAAAGAUGACUGUAGGAUUUGUAUAGUUUUGUUAAGUUUUUGUAUUUUGUUUUUAAUAAUUGUUCAGUAAAUGUUGUAUAGACAAUAAAGCUGUGCACGGGGGAAACAAGGACAGAUUUGUUAAAUUAAACAGAAAAACAAACUACAGAACAAAAACAAAGUUUGUACAUUUCUGUGGAGGAGAUUUUUAGCAGAAUAUAUUUGCUAAUUGAUUUGUAAUUAUAUAGAUAAGGUUUGGUGUUGAUGAAGAGUCAGAGGAGUUUUUUGGAAACACUAAUGCAGAGGAACACACAGACACUCACACACACACACACACACACACACACCGAGCUGUUGACAGAUGUAAAUGUGUGGGGUUUAAUAUGGUGUUUCAGAUUAGUUGUGAUGGAGGCAUCGGGCCCAAGUGCGGCCGCUCCAGAGUUUGACGUGUGCGGGGCGAUGGAAUGGACGGACGGGGUGGGAACACUGCCUGGUAGCGAACUCAAGUUCCGGGUGAACGAGUUUGGGGUUCUGGAGGUCAUAACAGAUGAGAUGGAUGGCAGAAGAGCUCACGCCACCACCACAUGGACCGUUCCCACUGCACAAGAAGGUGAAACACAUCCGGAGAAUGUCAUGUUGGAUUUACAUUCAUGAGCUGACACUUCACCGUAGAAACUGAAUGACACUUCCAUUGGGAGUAAAGAUCUCUUCCUGAGGGGUCCGUGUCAAAGGAAGAGUCGUCCUGGGCCCAGAGAGGCCUGGUGUGUGUCCGCUGUAACAGGAAGGGCUCUGUGGUGGACUUCCUGUCUGACCGGCUUCACUGCAGUGAGCGCUGUCAGCAGCAAACUCAGCAGGAAGAGCUGAAGAGAGAAACAUCCGGAACAAACGGAGAAAUGUCUGGAAGAAAGCGUCCUCGCCCGGCGGCGUCUGAAGAUGUGGAGAGCUCAGUGGAGGCUGCUGAGGAAGACGAUGAAGAUUAUGAGGAGAAAGAAAGCAGACGGCCGGCGCGCGGAGCUGCGAGAGGUCGCAAGAAACGCAGAGGAGACACAGCUCUGCUCAGAUACACAGUUCCGUACGGAGGCAAGAAGAAGGUUUGGUGCUGGGCUUCAUACCUGGAACAGGAGAGAGCCAUCGCGGCCCCCACCAAACUCUUCAAAGAGUAUCAGGCUUUACCGCAGUGUAAGAAUGGCUUUAGGGUGGGCAUGAGGAUGGAGGGGAUCGACCCUGAACAUCCGUCCAUGUACUGCGUUCUCUCCGUCGCUGAGGUGUCAGGACAUCGAAUCAGACUGCACUUUGAUAAAUAUUCAGAGUGCUAUGACUUCUGGGUAAACUGUAACUCUCCAGACAUUCACCCAGUGGGAUGGUGUGAGAAAACCGGACAUAAAUUACAUCCACCGAAAGGGAUGAAGGAAGAGGAGUUAAGCUGGUCUUCUUACAUUAAAGUCAAUAAAAUCCAGACGGCACCGAAAGCUCUCUUUCAGAAUCAGAACAUGACGGUGACGCCGUCCGGCUUUAGAGUAGGUAUGAAGUUGGAGGCCAUCGACAAGAAGAAUCCAUCAUUCAUCUGCGUUGCCACGGUUACUGACAUGGUGGACAGCAGAUUCCUGGUGCACUUGGACAACUGGGAUGAAACUUAUGACUACUGGUGUGAUGCCACCAGUCCGUAUAUUCAUCCCAUCGGAUGGUGUCAGGAGAACAACAGGACCCUCACGACUCCUCCAGGAGACCCUGAUGUGAAAAACUUCUCGUGGGAGAAAUACUUAUCAGAGACGGGCUCAUUACCAGCGCCUGCUCGAGCCUUUAAAUCUAGACCUCCUCACGCCUUUCAGCUGAAUAUGAAGUUGGAGGCGGUCGACCGGAGGAAUCCUGUUCUCAUCCGAGUGGCAACGGUGGUGGACACGGAUGACCAUCGACUUCGGAUUCAUUUUGAUGGCUGGACGGAGGAUUAUGACUAUUGGAUGGAUGCAGACAGUCCAGACAUUCAUCCUGCUGGCUGGUGCGCUAAAACUGGACAUCCACUGCAGCCCCCUGUCAGUGUUCAGGACAUGUUGGAGGUGUGUGAGCAGAGCGGUUGUCCCACCCCAGGCUGUCGAGGAGUGGGACACAUCAAAGGAGCUCGAUACUCUGGACACCACAGCGCUGUGGGCUGCCCGUAUUCUGACAUCAAUCUUAAUAAAGACUCGGUUCUUCCUGAUCGCUUGAGUGGAGAGAUGCCGGGAACUGGAGCGGGUCGCCCCCGCAGAACUGAACCUGGCCCUGAUGUUCCUGAUGCUGACAGUAAUGAAAAAGCUCUCACUUGUGCCCCGGCUCACCCGGAUAAACCCGCCACCGCUGCCAUGGAAACGGCAGUAAAGAAGCCUGUGGGCUCAGAAACCAAACGAAGGGUGGGCAGACCAUGUAAAGUACGGAAGAUUGAAGAGCCGUCACAUGAGGACGAAGUGGAGAGCGUGAGGUCAGCGGUCAUUGAAACCAAAGAAGAGUUGAGUCUACAGCAGGCUCUGCAUCAGUCAGUGUUUAUGCCGUGUUCGGGCUCAUCUCCCAGCAUGCCUCAGUGUUGGGAUCAGCACGGUAAACUGCUGCCAUCAGUCGCAGGCAUCACAGCCAGUAAAGUGUCAGCGUGGAGCGUGGACGAGGUGAUGGAGUUUAUUCGAGGUCUGCCGGGCUGUAUGGAGCAGGUGCGCACAUUCAGAGAGGAGCAAAUCGAUGGCGAGGCGUUCCUGUUACUGACGCAGGUGGACCUGGUGAAGAUCCUCAGCAUUAAACUGGGACCGGCUCUGAAGAUCUACAACUCCAUUCUGAUGUUUAAAACAACAGAGACGUCUGGCUGUAAUGAACUCUGACCUCAUGAUGUCAGCCGAACCUAAGGGCUGCUCGUGAACAUUCACAACGUAUGAAACAUUUACAUGUUGUUAGAAUGAACUGAAGAAAUACUAAAUACUUCAAACAGACAAUAGUUUCUCAUCAUUCAUUACACUGUGCGUGUGCGCGUGUGCGUGAAUGUACACUAGAAGAGUAUCAUGAAGUCUGGUGCUAAGCCAAUGCACAUCCACACACCAUUUCUCUGAUUAUCUGAUAUUCAUCUCUGCUUAAAUUGAUUAUUCUGAAUGAUUUUAGGAGGAUUCUACAUUAUAGUUUCUUUUUUAGAAAGUGUGCGGUGUAUUCUCCGGUAAGAGUUGUUUGUCAUCCAUCAGUUCAUGUUUGAAUCAUUUCAUAGAAAUUUAAAGACACACACUAGACUGCUAGAUCUCAUCAACACAUUCAGAUGUAAAAAUCAUGUCGAUCAUCAAUUUGUUGGAGAAGUUCUUUUCUUGUUUGGGCAGCAGUUUGGGAAAAAUAAAAGGUUCAAACUAUGGCCCUGUAAAUGUAUAAAGUAAAAACUGAACAUUCAUCUUCAUCAGCAGAGGGUUUACGUUUGAAUAUCCGAGUGACAGAUAAACACAUUGAGCGUGUUUCAUGUGCUUCAGUCAUUACUGCACACGUUUGCUGUGAUGUCAUACACGCAUGUGUGUGUUGAGCUCAAGAAUCAUUUUGAUUUUUUUGUUAAACAAGUAGAAGUGAAGGUGAUCUGAGAUCUCCAGGUACAAAUAACUGACAAACAUAUUUGAUAAGAGAGAAUGUUUAUUUAUAGAUUAUGAGGAAAAAAUCUAAUCUGUGUCAUCUGUCAUUUCUCCUUUAAAAUCAAAUGAUGAGUGUUUGUGUUAAUGAGACUUCUUCACAAAUUGAAUGUUUAUUUAAAACCAAUUGCUGAUAAUCUGCUCUUCAUGUGGACACAUGUAAUAACACAUCUGAUCAGUAUUAUAUUGAACGAGAGCCUUGAUAUUUUGGGUGUUUUCCUCUUGUCGUACGAGCCAAUGAUGAACAGAUUGUUUUGGAUUUUGAGGGGUCUUGUUUGUGAAAAAUAAUAUAAGCAUGUAAAUAAGAAAGUUGAGCUCAUUGGUGGUUGUAAAAUUAAACUUCACUGUAAUCCAUUUACAAAUAAAUAAAGAGAAACUUGAGAUGAAAUAAUGUGUCAACAUAAUGCAUUAUGAAGAGAAAGUAUGUGCAAUAUGUUAAACCCAUUGUAAAUGUACUUAUUUAUUUUGUCAUAAAUCAUUUUUGUAGAUAUAACUACCUUGGCAGUUGAUCUGUAGUUCCCAGCAUGCCUUGUAUCUGAUUGCAUUAGAAGACCAAUUUUCCAGAUGAACUGUCAUUUUAAGUGUUUUUCAGUAAAAAGAAUAACACUUGUUCUUGUUUUGUGUUGAUUUAACAGAGUUCUGGUAUUAUUUUCAAAUUUUGUUUUUUGUAGUAACUGUUGUUCAGAAGAGCGGUGCUUGUGCCUCGGCCGAAGGAGAAACAAUGUGAGUCAUGAAGUGUUAUUUCACGUAUUAAGCUGUAACUGUGUUAAUGACAGUACGGAGACCACCAGUCACUUCUCACUUUACCAUCUAUGUUGUAAAA